GGCAUGCCCCAAACCAUCAUGGCUGCCGAGGACAUAUACAAAUACAGGCAGGCGCCGACGGGACCCUCCUCCCGGGACCUGCCCCCGAGGGGUGGGGCUGAACUCGCCUCCCCAGGGGCUGCCACCUACGGGAACUACGCUGAGCACGCCUGCUUCAACCUAGCUAAGCUGAACGAGCAGAGGAAGACCGGGGCGUUUUGCGAUGUCGUCCUGCGGGCCGAGGGGAAACAUUUCCCCGCCCACCGAUCCGUCCUAGCCGCCUUCUCGGACUAUUUCGCGGCGAUGUUCCAAACUCAGCUCGCUGAAGGCAGCCAGAAGGAGAUCAAGCUGAAGAACGUCAGUGCUGUAGCCUUAGAAGCCAUCCUAGAUUACAUGUACACAGGGAGCAUCACCAUAGACUACAACACUGUCGACAAGAUCCUUCCUUCCUCGGACUUGCUUCUCUUGAGCGACGUAAAAUCCUUCUGCGCGGACUACCUGGAGAAAAACAUGGAUUGUUCCAACUGCUUGGGCGUCAGGUACUUUGCGGAGACCUAUCGGCUCGGAGAUUUGGCCCAGAAAUCAGAAAAAUUCGUCCUGGCGAAUUUUCCCGAAGUCAUGACGCAUGACGAAGUGCUAGAACUGCCCUUGAACAAGCUGGAGGAAUUGUUGACAAACGAAGCCAUCUGUAUCCGAGAGGAACGACUGGCCUGCGACCUGGUUCUGAGAUGGGCGGCAGCGGACCCAGACAAGCGGGUCGCCCACCUGGCCCGUGUGCUGGCCCUCAUCCGCCUUCCACAGCUCUCUCCGUAUUACAUCCACGACAGCCUGGACAAAAACCCGCUGCUAGCCCAGUCGUCCGACUGCAAAGCCCUGGUGGAGGAAGUCAAAUUGUACCACCUUUUACCUGAAAGGCGCGCCGCCAUGCGGCUAGCGGGGUCAGCGCAGCCCCGGGCGUGUAAUCUGACGCGUGAUGUCAUCGUCCUGCAGUGCGGGAAGACGCCGGCGUCGUGGUACGAGUACGGCGUCAACAUGACCAUGUGUUACAUGCCUGACGACGGCCACUGGUUUCCGUGGCCUCCAACGCUGACACCGAGGAUCAACCACUGUGCUAUAGCGCUAGAGGGGGCAAUCUAUGCCAUAGGUGGGAUGGACCAUGCCGGAAACGUGCUGCGCUCGGCCGAACGGUUCGACCUCCAGAAGAACGCCUGGUACCCCAUCGCCUCCAUGAGCGUGGGCCGCUACCACUGCGCAGUCGCCGAGUUUGAUGGACAGCUGUACGUCUCCGGCGGCAUCACGGAUCACACGCGCGUCCUGCCAUCUGUGGAAAGAUACGACCCCGGGAGAGACGAGUGGACCACGCUUGCGCCCAUGACAGAACCCAGGUUCUACCACCAGUUCGUCAGGAAGGGAGACAGACUGUUCGUCUUGCUGGGCAGGAAUAGCAGCUACUUCAAUACCAGUACGGUGGAGAUCUAUGACGUCAGAAGAGACCAAUGGAGUGUAGCCUGUCAGAGAGAGCCGCCAGUGGAGCUCCACCCCACCUGUGACCGGCCUGUCUGCACUCUGACCCGGAACCUCAUCCACCUUAUCCACCCCUGCGGCGCGUCCGUGGCUUACGAUGACGCCAGAUCCACCUGGAUGACGUCACGUGUCCUGGCGCCCGUCCCUGGCCACCAUCCUAACUACUCCUUCUUCAUGCACGGCCGCGUCAUGUACGCGUUCGGACCCCACCUGUCGCGUUGCUAUAGUUACGACAUCGACUUGGACAAAGACUGGAAGGAGAUCUCUCCCCUGCCUGUGCAGGGAGACCUGCUCAUCACCCCCUGUGCCCUGCAGCUGUACCGGGAUCUCCUGCCGAAGCCCGGGGGGAACACCCCGCAAACGGAGUCCCCUCCCGCCGCAGCAGCAGGCGGAGCCCCCCGGGGGGCGGAGGCAGCCAGCGGGUCCGGCUCCGCGUCCGGGUCCGCUUCAGGGUCCGGAUGCUGAAGCAUUUGACUCAAUGGGCCGACUUGAUCUAAAGUGUUUGACUGGCCGGUAGGGCAUUGUCAUGUAUCGUGCGAACUAGGUGAAACCAUGGAGGUUUUUCUACCUCCGUGAUGAAACCUAGCUAGUCUCACUGACUCAUCACUCACUGACUACCGACCUCUCAAUUGCUGACCUUACAUUUCUAUAGCUUCCUUCCGCUGAAAAUGCCGCCAGACUUUUUAAAGUGCACAACAGAGGUUACAUUUCUAACGAACACAAGCAAGUCCCACUGAGUCUGGGUAAAACUGCUAGCGACAACAUCAACUUAAACUAGUUGCAAGGCUGGAUAAUUAUGACGUGCUAAUUGAUCAGUGAAAUGCCUAAAGCAUAGAGGACUUCUCUCCUUUACUGAUGUGCAAUAUGCCGGGUACUAAGUUUUCUUUUGAAAGGACAUUCCAUGAUGAGCCGGGCAGUACUAGUGCAGGAUACUUUUUUUCUCCAACAAAAGUUGCUUAAAUGUAUAAAUAAGAAAAGUAUAUGAAGAAAUGUCUGUAUGAUAUAAUUUUCAUUUCAUGGAAUAGUGUCAGAGAUCUCUUUAUUGUAAAUUUUGCCAAUCAAUGUGACGAAUUCUAUAUAAACUUAAGGUAUAGAAGUAUAAUUAAAGUGUGAAACUAAGUACCGAAUGCGACUUAAUGACUGAUGCGUAAAACAUGCUUGUAAAGCAUCUAAUUUAUUUAAAUUCUUAAAUAUGAUUUGAAAUACUUUCAAAUCCUUCCAGCUUAAUAUCAGAAUAAGGGUGCUCUUAAAUGUAUAUAUGAUUUAUACAUUUGUGAAUGUCAAACAUUCUUAACAUGAUUUAAGUAUAACCAUAACAACUUUUAACUAUGGCCAAACGUCCACUUCGUUCUUCCAUACUAAGAUAAUACUGUAAGCAAUUGUAUAAUUUUGUUGGUUUUCUUGUUUGCAACAAUUGACCAGUGAACUGUAUCCAGUGGAUAAGAUUGAUGGCUUUUUGCUACUGUUCAGAAGAAACGUGGUUUUGCAACGUGAUAUAUUGCAUUUAUUCAUAUGUGAUAGUAAAUGUAUAUUUACAAGUUUGUUAUACAUGCAUAUGCAUUUGUAUUUGAUAUUAUUCCGACUGUGCCACACAGAAUUAUGUGGUGUAUAUCACACAGUCAAAGAUGCAGCUUUGCCAGUAAUUCUAUACAUAUGCCUCGAUGGUAUAAUCUAUAAUGAUCUAUACUAUGGUUUAUACAUUCCGGUUAUAGAAAGGCACAUCUUCGAUAUCUGUAUUGUAAUAUACCUGUAUAUCUGUUGCCUGUUAGUUUAUCAGUGUUCUCGUUUACUGUAGUCAACAACAUUGUCUAGUGCAUCUAGUUACAUUGUUGUAAGAGUGUACAGCAAUUUCCUAGUGUUACCCUGUUUGGCAUAUAAACUCGUUUAGUAGAGACAUAAAUGCAUUUAAAUUCAAUUCUAUGUAGCGUUAUAUAUAAGCAUUUAUACAAGUGCAAUUGUUAUUAUAGUGUUUACGCUAGGGUAAACUGAUGACUACGUCAGUUGACUUUUUGAACGAGGCAUAACAUAUGUCUGCCUUGUCCCCCCGACGACCAGUGUCGGUCAUGGGACUAGGUAGGUAGGUAGGUAACAUCAUUGCAUUCCUUCAACAUAGUCAUACAGUACUAUGAAUUCUUUCAUAUCAAGCUACUGGUAGUAAACUAUGUGCUGGACUUAGAUGAGUUGUCCUUCUUGAUUUCCUUCUUGAUAAUAUACAUCCUAGAAAGAUCAGUGAGUUUAGUCUUCCUUACCUCUAUCAGAAGACCCAGGGUACCACAUGUAAUUACAUCACGUUUGUUCCUAUCACUUUAAAAUAAUUCUGAAUUUGGCUGUACAAGUGACUUUUUUCAAGUAAAUAUUAAUAGAAAACAGAAUGCUACAUUCAUUUGAUACUGCAAUCUUAACAAAGUGAACAGAUAAUCAACGUUACACAACCAUCUUCAGAACUUCAUUUACCAUAAGACUUGUUAUAUACAAAUAAUGUGAACGUCAUUACACUAUGUACAUUGUAUCACAGGUGGAUUAUCAUAUACAUG
Messenger RNA from Branchiostoma belcheri (Belcher's lancelet), 4037 nucleotides. RefSeq names its product kelch-like protein diablo. Bases 4 to 1968 code for a protein of 654 amino acids. The record is from RefSeq and is a predicted model, not a curated record. Lineage: Eukaryota; Metazoa; Chordata; Leptocardii; Amphioxiformes; Branchiostomatidae. The transcript has 5 exons. Gene Ontology annotation, molecular function: protein binding.